This is a messenger RNA of Cyprinodon tularosa, 2225 nucleotides long. RefSeq names its product para-nitrobenzyl esterase. Lineage: Eukaryota; Metazoa; Chordata; Actinopteri; Cyprinodontiformes; Cyprinodontidae. The coding region runs from base 103 to 1893 and encodes 596 amino acids. The transcript is spliced from 10 exons. The record is from RefSeq and is a predicted model, not a curated record.
GAAACCUCUGCGCAUGCGCACUCGCGCAGUUCAGAACUACAUGCGUCAAGUUUUUAGAGCUAAACUUUUUUAAAGAUUCGAGUUUUUAGGACAUGAGCAAAGAUGGAUGAGGAUGCGUUUGAGGUCCCAGAGAGGACGGAGUUCCGCUACCUGGUUCAGGAUGACGAUGAGGAGGAGGAAGUUCAGUAUGUCCGUCACAGACACUACAUCAGCCCCUUCCUAGUGCUGUCCAAACGCUGCAUCUUCCUCAUCUGCCUGGGCGUACUCGCCAUGCUCGCCCUGGCCGCCUACCUGGUCUCCGUGGCACAGACCCAGCUGCCUGGACGGCCCCAGGUGUUGACAGACUGCGGGGAGUUCAGGGGAAAUCACAAAAAUGGAGCCUACUCCUUUAAGGGCAUUCCCUACGCGGCUCCUCCGGUGGGGAACCGGCGCUGGGCUCCUCCGUCUGACCCGGUAUGUGGGCAGGGUACGAUGGACGCCACCCGCUUCCGCAGCAUGUGCCCUCAGGCGCGGCCGUUGUCCAGCAGUGGGAAGGUGAUGGGCCAAGAGGACUGCCUGUUCGUCAACGUGUGGACACCCACGCUGCAGCGCGACGCCGGCCUGCCCGUCAUGGUCUGGAUCCACGGAGGAUACCUGCAUAUGCUCAGUGGCGGGGAGCCGGGCUACUCGCCCACAGAGAAGCUCGCCGCCGAUACUCAAGUGGUUUAUGUUAGCUUUAACUAUAGACUCAGCGCUUUCGGCUUCCUGGCUUUGGAGGCGUUGAGGGAAGGUUCUCCGCGAAACACGUCAGGGAACUAUGGCUUCCUGGACCAGAUCGCAGCUUUAAAGUGGGUCCAGAAGAACAUCCGUGGUUUUGGAGGAGAUCCUGGAAAGGUCACCAUAUUUGGACAUAGUUCAGGUGGGACUUCGGUGUGGACCUUAAUGAUGUCCCCGCUGGCCAAAGGUCUGUUUUAUGCUGCCGUGGACAUGAGUGGCUCGUACAUACUCAAUGCCACGCUGGAGCAAGCUGAAUCAGACAACCUUGUGUUCCUGAAAAAGACAGGGUGCAAAGAUCUGGCCUGCCUGCGAGGUCUCUCCGUGAAGCAGGUCCUGCAGGCCAUACCAUGGGUGGAGUACCCAUCCUGGGCUGCAGAUGAUUUAACCGAUCUCCCCACUAGAGGGCGUUUCAUCGGGCCUGUUGCUGUGGUGGACGGAUAUGUCCUGGAAGCUCCGCCUUUUGAGGUCUGGGAGAAAAAGGGAUUCUUUAACGACGUUCCGUUUGUAAUCGGGACCACUGAGCAAGAAGUUGACUUCAGUCCUCCAGCUGCAAACAUCUCUGAUUGGACCUGGGGAGACUACAGCUGGUUUGUUACAGAGAAGCUUCAGUCCUUCAACCAGGAUCUCCCAAAAGAUGCUCUGGAGCAGUACCCGUCCUCGGCGCCCUGUCCAACCAGAGACCGCUGUCCAGAGCGGGCCUACACCACCAUGGUGUCUGACAUCAGGGUCACCUGUCCCAACAACGACUUGGCCUGGAGGGCAGCAGCGGCUCUCAGCAGUCCCGUUUAUCGCUACGUGGUGACGCACACCCCAUCCGGACCUGCCAACACGUCCAGCGACCUGCUGCCGUUCUCCAGCCGCUUCUCCUUCCAUUCUCUGGAUGCUCUUGCCUUCUUUGGAGGAUUGGACUCCAUUCUGCCCAAACCUCUGUCGGAAAAGGACCGGAGCUUCCAGACUCUCCUCAAAAACCACCUGGUCGCCUUCGCCAAGACAGGAAAGAUGGAGGCGGCGUGGCCGGAGUACCCGGCAGCCAUGGCUCUGCUGUCCGACCGCAUGGAGGUGACGCAGAACUACUCGUCGGCUCGCUGCGAGCUUUGGAGGAAGAAUGGCCUUUACACCUACGCCUGGAUAAACUGAGCACGCCACGCCGCGUUUUAAAACUCAGUGAGAGAGCAGCAUUGUGUUGGUCUGCACUGCAGCAGGUGGUAGUUUGAACAAUCAGACCGAAUCUCACAAUGAGGGAAACCUGGGGGGAUGUUUUUGGGAUGCAUUCUGGGUAAAUUUAACCGAACAUGCACAAAGACCAAAGAAAAAAUAUGUCUGGGUUUUAUAAGGAGGGAAAAAAGUGAUUUCCAGGUUGAGAUGUUUGAGAAAGUGACAGAGCUGCUGUCGGCUUAAAGUGGGACGUUUCCAGAAUAAUCCAUAAAGGAAACCAGUGAAUUAAAACAGCAGCAGCUUUCUACCAAUUA